AUGGAUAUAUCAGCUAUUUACGCAAUUACCGCCGGCGGUGUCUUUGCUGCGUUGGUUUUUGCCCGGAUCAUCUCCAUCCUUGUCAAAUGGACAGAUCUAUUCUCUGUCCUAGUAUCUCGACAUCUGACUAUCCCUUAUUUUGUUCAUAGACAUCGGCUCUGGGGCCCAUGGUCACGAGCCAGUGUUAUCCUUCACGUGACAUAUGCCGCAAUGAAUAUCUUCCUUAUCCUCUUCAGAAUAACAUCAUUAACCAGUGCUGGCCGCCGGGCUGGAGAGUUGGCCUUAAUCAAUCUAGUUUUCCCUUUAUCCGCCACGCACCUGAGCUACUUAGCUGAUCUUCUUGGCAUAAAAUGGCGCACUUGUUGUAGGAUUCACCGUGCUACUGGUUGGAUGACUAUUGUUCUGGUGUCAUUCCACAUAAUCGCAAUGAUACAGGACCAGCAAUUCAGCUUUUCACUUUAUGAAUCACAAGAUAUGUUUACUUUGAUCGGUGCUGCAUCACUUGGUAUCCUUGCUUUGUGUUCAAAUACGUGGUUUCGUCGGUGGUCCUUCGAGAUCUUUCUCCGAGGGCAUCAGAUCCUGGCUGCAUUAUUUGUCUAUGGCACCUUGCGGCAUCUUUCAGACGAAAACGCCCCCCUAAAUCAUUAUCUCUGGAUUUCGUUGGGGGCCUUAGGGCUGACCUCAUGUUUACAGCUAAUGAUCUUAUUAUAUCGAAACGGAUUAUUUGCAGGCCGCGGUGCUCCCAGGGCUCUCGUAACGUUCACAUCCAAGAAAACAAAUGAGGACAAGCUCAUAGUGACAGCUGCCCGGGUUCGUGUCCUCUUACCUCGACCGGUGCAGGUCGAGGCCGGGCAGUAUAUCAACAUCUGGAUACCAUCGGUAAGUGUACGGUCGUGGACACAGACUCAUCCGUUCACAGUCACAUCAUGGUCCCGGCAUAGGCAGGACGUCAUGGAGCUUCUUGUACAACCACGCCAUGGUUUAUCCGCGGAUCUCACCCGUCACGCCUUAGCGGCCUUAGAAAGCUCUGUUUCUUUCCUGGCCCUAUUCACUGGCCCUCAUGGAACGACUGAGGAUGUCAGUCAAUACGAAAGCUCAUUGUUAAUCGCCAGUGGAUUUGGGCUUGCCGCGGUGACCCCGUAUAUUAAAAAGAUGAUCUACGGUUAUAACACUUCUACUCUACUAGUUCGCCGACUGCACUUAAUCCUCAAUGUAUCUAUAUACGUGAGAAGUGGCCUUGCAAAUGACAAAACAACAUUUGGGGAACACAAACGAUUCUGCCUUUACCAGGGCACGCCGGAUUACGAAAGCAUUAUCGCACUCGAGGCAUCUGGCGACAUGAUUGAAAGGCUGCCGAACAUCCAGCAGGAGCGAGGCCGGACGUUGGUUAUGAUUUCCGCGGCAGAUGACCUUCGAGAUCACAUACGGGAGAUCGUACGAGGCUACCUGCAUCAGGGUGUACAGCUUUCAGAACUGGAAUACCAGCCUAAUGAUGGUUGAUGGAAAAAAGAUGAGGACGGUUCGAAGCGUUCCGUAAAGUACGGC
Messenger RNA from Aspergillus ibericus CBS 121593, 1545 nucleotides. Its product is annotated as ferric reductase family protein. Gene Ontology annotation, biological process: iron ion transport; intracellular iron ion homeostasis; copper ion import. The coding region runs from base 1 to 1500 and encodes 499 amino acids. The record is from RefSeq and is a predicted model, not a curated record. The transcript has 4 exons. Gene Ontology annotation, cellular component: plasma membrane. Gene Ontology annotation, molecular function: ferric-chelate reductase activity. Lineage: Eukaryota; Fungi; Ascomycota; Eurotiomycetes; Eurotiales; Aspergillaceae.